UUGGUGCCGUGCACAUAUUUAUACCUCCUGUUUUGUAUUCCUUUAUAACUCAUCAGUUUGGAGAUACAAUUACUAACUUGCAAAUUAAAUUUCUCGCAGUGAUUAUUCGAUUGAAACCACUUUCUAAUGGCAUCCGGCAGCAACACAACUUGUCAAUGGAAGUACGACGUGUUCUUGAGUUUCAGGGGCGUAGACACCCGCACAAGUUUUACAGCCUAUAUGUAUGAAAAAUUGCAGGACAAAAACGUCAAAACUUUCAGGGACGACCCAAAGCUUGAAAAAGGGACAAAUAUUAAUCCAGAACUCAUGAAGGCAAUCGAAGAAUCGAGGUUUGCAAUCGUUGUCCUUUCGGAAAAGUAUGCUACUUCCACCUGGUGCUUGUCCGAACUUGCACAUAUUGUUAAAUGCAAGAAAGAGAAAGGGACAAGCAUUUUGCCAAUUUUUUUUCAUGUGAAUCCCUCUGAUGUACGACAUAUAAGAGAGAGUUUUGCUGAAGCCUUCACCGACCAUGAAAAAACGUUCGGGAAAGAGAGCAAGAAUGUGCGCCUGUGGAAAGAUGCUUUAGGAGAAGUCGGUAAACUCGCCGGGUGGACGUUAAAGGAGGACAGAUAUGAAACAGACCUUAUCAAAGAAAUUGUCCAGUACGUGUGGGAAAGAGUUAACCCCACAUUCAAACUGCAGGGAGAUUCCACGCCCAAGUCAGGUGGAAUUGAUAAUAAACUGAAGAAAGUAUAUUUACGUUUAAAUGAUGAGGCAAAAGAUGUUCGCUUUAUAGGUAUACAAGGGAUUCAUGAGACAGGUAAUACAACCCUUGCUCGACUAGUUUAUGACAGAAUUUCCCCUAAUUUUCAAGUUAGCUGCUUUCUUGAAGAUGUUGGAGAGGUUGCCAAAACAAAGAGUUUACUUCAUCUGCAACAGAAGUUUUUGUCAUCCAUUCUGAAGGAAAAUAUUAUGCAAGUUUCGAGCGUCUACGACGUCUACGAAGGAAAGAAUAUGAUCAAGAGUUGUGUGCUUAAUAAAAAGGUUCUUCUCGUUCUUGAUGACGUGGACCAAUCAGACCAAAUAUUUUUGUUGGCUGGAGAGAGAGACUGGUUUGGUCUGGGGAGCAGAAUCAUCAUUACAACUAGGGAUCCAGAACUGCUAGUCACAAAUCGUAUACGGAAUGUGGUGGAAGGAUUAAGCAAAGAUGAAGCUCUUCAGCUCUCUUACUAAUUAGAAGUUCCCAAAAAAAAAAAAAAAAAAAAAACACAAACUUGAAAAGCUUAAAAAAAAAAAAAAAAAAAAAAAAAAAUAUCGCCUGAUAUUCGUUGGAUAAAGAUAUUAGUGCUUAAUAACGGGAGCAUUGCAUUACUCACGGUUAUCCGACGUUUAGCAAUUUUCUUUUUGUAGUGUGUUUUUCCUUUCCAACCGAAUUCUGUACUAUUCUGUUGUACCUGAUACUAUGUUUUUUACUGUCCACGUUGUAUUCAAAGUUUGUUUCAUUGUUGUUGAAGA
This is a messenger RNA of Malus domestica (apple), 1494 nucleotides long. Its product is annotated as TMV resistance protein N-like. Gene Ontology annotation, molecular function: ADP binding. Gene Ontology annotation, biological process: defense response; signal transduction. The record is from RefSeq and is a predicted model, not a curated record. Lineage: Eukaryota; Viridiplantae; Streptophyta; Magnoliopsida; Rosales; Rosaceae.